UCGAUUUGCCGUUCCCCAGAUCUGAACCCGAACCAGUGAACCACCCAGCCCUGAUGGCCUACACCACCUCGCCGUCGCCGGCGGCGGCGGUGGCGGUGGCCUGGGCCUUCGCUGCCGCCACCUGCGUGAAGCUCCUCCUCGUCCCCACUUACCGCUCCACCGACUUCGACGUUCACCGCUACUGGCUCGCCCUCACGCACGCGCUCCCCGCGCGGCAGUGGUACACCGACGCCUCCUCCCAGUGGACGCUCGACUACCCGCCUUUCUUCGCCUACUUCUCCCGCAUCCUCUCCCUCCCCGCGCCGCUCGUCGACGCCGCCCUCGUCUCAGUCCCCGUGCCCGACGCGCCGCCCUUCGCGCAUCUCCUCUACCUCCGCCUCACUGUCGCUUUCUCCGACCUCCUCCUCCUCGGUUCCGUCCUCUUACUGGCGAGGGACGCGCGGCGGAAGCAGCGGCCGUUCCUCGCUCUCGCGCUCGUCCUAUGGUCGCCGGCGCUGCUCGCUGUCGACCAUGUCCACUUCCAGUACAAUGGAUUCCUCAUGGGGCUGCUGCUACUCUCGUUGCACUUCCUCGAGCAGGGGUGGGAUCUUGCCGGGGGAGUCGUGUUCGCAAGUUUGCUCUGCUCGAAGCACCUGUUCCUCGUGGCAGCGCCGGUGUACUUUAUGUAUCUGUUCCGGCAUUAUUGCUGUGGCCGGGGUGUUGUGAAGGGGCUGGGAAGGCUCGUGCUGAUGGGCUCUGGAGUGGCUGCUGUUUUUGCUGCAGCAUUUGUGCCCUUUGUGUACUAUGGUCAGAUGCAACAACUAAUUAACCGAUUGUUUCCCUUUGGGCGAGGCCUAUGCCAUGCUUACUGGGCCCCAAACUUUUGGGUAUUCUAUAUUAUACUUGACAAGAUUCUUGCAUUUCUUCUUAGAAGACUAGGCUUUAAUAUUGCCAUACCUGAAGCUUCGUUUACUGGGGGACUCGUUGGUGAUUCGUCUCCUUUCGCUGUUCUUCCGAAGGUCACCCCAAUUGCUACAUUCUUAUUGGUCAUUCUUGCCAUGGCUCCUUGUCUUAUCAAAGCAUUCUCUAAUCCUCAACCAAAGCAUAUUAUUAGAUGGGUCUCAUAUGCAUGCACAUGUGGGUUUAUGUUUGGAUGGCAUGUACAUGAGAAGGCAUCACUUCAUUUCACUAUCCCGCUUGCCCUAAUUGCCAUGGAUAGCUUGAACGAUUCCAGGCAUUACUUUUUGUUGUCCAUAGUUUCAUGCUACUCUCUAUUCCCGCUGUUGUUUGAGAACCAAGAGUACCUGAUAAAGGUGAUGCUGCUGCUGACCUACGCCGCCCUCAUGUGGGUAGGUUUUACAUCCCAUUUUGCUGCAAAUUCUGACCUAGAAGGAAAGAAAGUAAAUCGGUCAGGCAGCACAGUGAAGAAGAAUGGCAUCAUUGGAUGGAUUGGGUUAAGCUAUCUUCUGGGAAUUGCAGGUAUAGAAUUAUGGUCUCGAGUGUUUCACCAUCAUGUAUUUGGCGAGAGGCUCCCCUUCCUACCUCUCAUAAUGGUGUCAUUCUAUUGUGGCCUUGGAAUGAUGUACUCCUGGGUGUGGCAGCUUGUACAUAUAGUCAGACACACAUGAUUUGAUUACCGGUCAUCAAUGCUUCAAUAGAAGCAUUCUCUUGCCUUUCUUAUGUUGAGAUUGAGACUAAUUGCGAUGACAUACCGCCUGUACCGAUGCGGCUAACACAGCCAUGACUCAUGACUGGGACGGCAUUUUGUUUUAGCUGUCGACGUCAUUGUUUGUGUGCAAGAAAUUUUAGAGAUGUCUGACGAUGUUAUGAUGUAAUAUCAGUUUAAGUAACAGAAGCUGCUUGUCCCCCCAUCUGUUUCAAUCUCAAUAACAUCUGGCUACUGCUUGAGUAACUGAGUGUGUAUGAUGUAUAACAUCUGGCUACUGUGUUGGUUAACUGAGUGUGUAUGAUGUAUGAACGAUUCAAAUUUAUAGGAAGAAAAUAAAUCAAAUGGGAUGUAUGAUCUCCUUGUCA
This is a messenger RNA of Sorghum bicolor (sorghum), 2013 nucleotides long. Its product is annotated as probable dolichyl pyrophosphate Glc1Man9GlcNAc2 alpha-1,3-glucosyltransferase. The coding region runs from base 54 to 1607 and encodes 517 amino acids. Gene Ontology annotation, molecular function: dolichyl pyrophosphate Glc1Man9GlcNAc2 alpha-1,3-glucosyltransferase activity. Gene Ontology annotation, biological process: protein N-linked glycosylation. The transcript has 4 exons. Gene Ontology annotation, cellular component: endoplasmic reticulum membrane. The record is from RefSeq and is a predicted model, not a curated record. Lineage: Eukaryota; Viridiplantae; Streptophyta; Magnoliopsida; Poales; Poaceae.